AUGGUAUCAUCGAAGGGAAAGCCAACCGACCCUAAGCUCAGGGAGGAGGCGAAAGAAGAUGUAAAGCAGAUGCCGAACAAAGAUGGAGGUGGAAAAGGCCAGAUGGCCGCAUGGAAGGCUGGAAAGAUCUCCGAAGAAUACGAAAAGCGGGGCGGUGGCUAUGAGAAUGAGGCAGGAUCUGCAAACGAGCCUACGAAGGGUGCGCCCAAGCCAAAGUCAGAUGAAAAAAAGGCCAAGGAAGUGAAGGACUCAGGCGCGGGAGAUCAAAAAGACGACAAGCCCAAGGCUAACAGCGGCAAGAAGGCGACUGGUAAGAAGACUGAUGGCAAGCCUAAGGCGCCUAAGAAGGAGAAAAAAGCGCCCGCUGAAGGUACUCGCAAGAGCGGACGCUUGAGCAACAAACGUAGCGCUCCAGCGGACGAAGGCAAGCCGGCAGCGAAGAAAGCGAAGAAUGGCAAAUAG
This is a messenger RNA of Bacidia gigantensis, 462 nucleotides long. RefSeq lists its product as uncharacterized. The record is from RefSeq and is a predicted model, not a curated record. The transcript has 3 exons. Lineage: Eukaryota; Fungi; Ascomycota; Lecanoromycetes; Lecanorales; Ramalinaceae. The coding region runs from base 1 to 462 and encodes 153 amino acids.